This is a messenger RNA of Pseudozyma hubeiensis SY62, 1056 nucleotides long. Its product is annotated as potential oxidoreductase. The transcript has a single exon. The record is from RefSeq and is a predicted model, not a curated record. Gene Ontology annotation, molecular function: oxidoreductase activity, acting on the CH-OH group of donors, NAD or NADP as acceptor. Lineage: Eukaryota; Fungi; Basidiomycota; Ustilaginomycetes; Ustilaginales; Ustilaginaceae. Bases 1 to 1056 code for a protein of 351 amino acids.
AUGUUUGAACACUCGCUCAUCCUCGUUACGGGAGCCAACGGCUACAUCGCCUCUGCAUUGGUCAAGAAGCUCGUCGACCAUGGUGCUCGAGUCAGAGCAACGGUUCGUCGGGAGGCAUCAGGUGAGCAACUACGAGAGACGCUCUCGCCGGAUGCAAAAGGGUCUCUCGAGAUUGCCAUUGUGCAAGAUAUCACGGCCUCUGGCGCCUUCAAGAGCGCCUUGCAGGGCGUGACCCAUGUUUUCCACGCGGCCUCUCCCAUCCCUGGCGCGGGCAAGAUCGAUGCCAAACGCGAUUUCAUCGAUCCCGCCGUUGCCGGCACCAUGAGUCUCCUGGAAGACGCUCACGCUACCUCUUCAGUGGUCAAAGUCGUCCUCACCUCGUCAAUCGCAGCCAUGCUUGACGCAGCAACCAUCCGUCAGGCCGGUACUUACACAUCGUCGGACUGGAAUUCGAUCACCUACGACACAGCCAUUGCGCUCAACGACAAGCUGGCAUCCGACAAUCCUGCAGAGGUGGCACAGUAUUCCAUGUACAUCUAUGCGGCGUCCAAGACGCUGGCCGAGAAGGCUGCGCGCGACUUUGUCAGCGAGAAGAAAGCACGUUUCGCGUUCAACACAGUUCACCCUGCGUUCGUGAUUGGCAAGCCUGCGAUACGUGAUGCUGGCCUCAACGGAAGCAACGCCAUCUUUUGGAAGGCGUUGACGGCCAGACCGAUCGAUGCUGGUGACGCGAUGCACCUCGUCAGCUUGCAGGACACGGUCAACGGUCACGUCAAGGCGAUGGAAAGCGAAGAGGCCAACGGCAAAAGGCUGAUUCUGUGUUCGGGUGAACCGCUCACUGCGGAACUCAUCAACUGGGCGAAGGACCGCGGUGGAUCCAGCCUCGCAUUCGAGCGAGUUGACCUUCCACACAACGUGGAAGAGCUCAAGCGUAAUGUCAGGAACUUCGAUGUGAGCGAAACGGAAAGAGUGCUCGACAUCAAAUUUGAGUCGGUUCGAGAGACGGUCGAUAAUUGGGUAGAUUGGAUCACGGAGGAGCGGAUUACCAAGUCGUGA